Cladocopium goreaui is the source of this 3060-nucleotide messenger RNA. NCBI's taxonomy places the organism in Eukaryota, Dinophyceae, Suessiales, Symbiodiniaceae. The record is from the annotation of a GenBank genome assembly.
AUGGCUGAUCCCACCGUGAAGGUGGAAUUUGAUGGCAACGACAGCGAUGCCAGUGGUGAUGAGGGCCCUACGCUGCCACCACUGAAGGCCCGGCUGAUCCUGGCCAUGGAGGAGGUGACCGGUGAAUGGAAUAUGGGGAGAUUCAUCCACGACAAGUUCAACAAAGAUGAGGACUCAAGACGCCAAUUUGCCAAGGUCAUGUUGGACAUCUACAGUUUGCCGGAGGUGGCAGACCAUGUUGCAAAGAACUUCAAUGGUUCCCCUCCCCUAGUGCUGCAGUCGGUGCCAGUCACGGCCCGAAAAGGUGUCUACAUCCACCCGUGGCAAUUGUCAAUGGGUGAGGAUGCGAAAUAUGGCCAAGGGGGGAAGUGGCCCAGUAACGUGGCAAUCCGUUGUCACUUUCCAUCUGUAGUCCAACGUGGCUACGAGACGGAGAGGGAGCCGUUGGAAAUCAAGUUUGGAGAGGAUCUCUUUGGCUCUGGCAAGGACAUUCCUGUGUUCUCCAUCCAAUAUAUCGACGGUCACGCCAAGGCUGUGAUGAUUUUGUCAGUUUUUGCCCUCCUUGCCCACUUGGAGGUGCGGUUUGAGGACUUCGUUUCUGACCCUGAGAUGCUUGACCUCCUUGCCAGCUUAAAGUACAUCAGGGUGAACUACAACCACAUGUCUGCUGAGAAAGCUUUGUAUGAGGAAGCCAUUCGUUGCAAGCGCCUGAGCAAGCAGCGGGCUGCAGUUCGAGAUCUUCUGUCGAAUGCCAUUGCCGACUACAACAAGGGGACCCCGAACAAGGACGAUCUGAAGAAGGUGAUUUAUGGAGUUCUAAGAUGUCCUCCUCAACUCUUAGAUCUUUUGAAAGAAGCUGCAGAUCUUUACAAGUGGGAACAUGGAGCUGCUACCAUGAUGUGGGCACGUCGAGUACUGAGUGACUUCAUGAAGAAAGCUCCAGCGAAGUCCCCCGUGAAGCAGAAGAUUUGCUGCGUGUGGGUGGCCAUUCAAGAGCCCAUCAGGUUGCAUGUGGGCGACGCUGCCUAUCACCAGCUUGAUGAAAUGUUUGGCUCAGGGACUUUGGACCCAGAACUCCGAGCCCACUCGAAGGCCUCAGAGCCAGGAUGGGAUUGGCAAAAGCUGUCCUUCGUGCUGGAGAAGAAAGGCGAGGUGCAGGAUGAGGAGAUUUGCAAGGCUCAGAAGCGCAUCAAUUCAGCCCUGCAUAGCACCCUGCAAGCUGGCUAUGCCCUUUUCGAAACGAAUCUCCAAAAUGAUCAGUUGCAACAUCGACGUCCUGAUGACCAGACCGACACGUCGGGCGUCAUGGAGGCCAGGCUCCAGCCAUGGCUGGCAGAAUGCUUGGGUGGAUUCAAUGGUGGAGUGCGGCGUGCAGACAAUGAAUGCAUCAUCGGCAUCUUCAAUCUCACCACACAGGGUGUGCUUUCAGCCGACAAGUUGCACUUCGCACUCCAGCAGCUCACUACUCUCAGCCAUGCUUACCCCAGGACAUUUGUGGGCUUGGUGGUCAUGCCAAACCGAGCUGGAGAUUUGAAGACCAAUGGUUGUAAGCCGUCCGAGGUGAAGACUGAGGAUUCUGACCAGGAGCAGGAUGAAGAUGCCACUGCAGGUGGAAAAGACAACGAAUGCACCGAUGAUGACGAGGAUGAUUCGAAAGAUGCUGUGGCAGAGAGCAUUCUCAGGGACUUUAACUACAAGCUUCGGUGCAUGAUGAUGGAAAGGAACCGCAAGUUGACUGUAAAAACAGUCAUGGCCUCCUUCGAGCCCAGCUCAGUCUAUGGCAACAGAGUGGCAUGGCAGGAGCUUGUCUUGGUCACCUCGCAGGAUGGCAAAAACAUCUUUCACCGUACCCCGUUGUGGCGUCAAGGAUUGAUCAGUGACAUCUUGAUGCUGCCCAGGGGAGAGAUGGUAAAGCCACCGCGAGCAGAGGGUGCCAAAUAUGGUGGCGAAGGUCGCUUUACAAAAGUGCAAGAGAUGAAGCAGUUCUGCGGUGGCACCUCCUUCAUCUCCAAGAUUGUGGAGUCCUUGCAGCCAAGCAGUGAAACGCCAACAGUGCUUUUGGACCUUUUUGGGUUUGACGGGUGGCCUGGAACCUAUGCCAUUGCCCAGUCAGCACGAGGGAAAAAGGUGGCAUGUGCUACUGUGUGCCAUUCCAAAGCGGAAGCUGGCUUCGUGAGUGGAACUUUGAGCUCCAAGCUGUUUGGGAUGGCUCGCAAUGCUGAGUACAAGAUUGCUGGGUUUCCUGAUUUCUCUGGCGCCCUGACAGACCUGAAGCAGUUCCAGCGCUCUCCUCAACCGACCUAUGAGGUGACAGUUCCAUGUGGAAAUGGCGUUUUGGUGGUCAAGGAGUCCCUGAUCCAGUUUUGGACUGUCAAGCACCCUGACUUUUCUGACGCCAUGACAGCUCUUUUGGAGCAGCACAACAAGGAGUUCAACCCUGAUUGCAUCAAGCGUGGUGCUGAAAGUGAAGAAGUUCCUGAAGGGGAGGAAGAUAGCCCUCCAACCAAACGGUUGCGCCUAUCUGCAGCAUCAACACUGGCAGAUCUGGAGAACAAAUGUCCCGCCAGGAUCACUUUGAAUGCUGGAAGUUUUUCGCUCCACCUCGCUGAAGCUGAAGGGCAGUUGUGGAUUGGUUGUUCGGUGGCGCCCUACACUGUCCCCAUGAACACAGAGCUGUUUGGAUUUGGCAGUGGUGAUUUCGCCAAAGGAUCUGAAGCGCAAGAUCUGAUGACGGCUGAUGGCCGGUGGCUUCGCUACUUCAUGGACACGCCAGAGUCGCUGGUCAUCUUGGAGAAACAGCGCAAGACCCCAGAUCAUUUGGAAAACGCAGCCUUUUUCAACAAGGUGAUGACCCUCAACAACUUGCUCAAGUCUUUGGAGGAUGCUGCCGAGGUUGGUGUGCAACUGGCUGAACACCAGCUCAGCAAAGAUGAUGCUGGGAACUUUAAGGUCAAACCCAUUGACAACGUGUGCUUCGCUCUGGAUGCAGUGAGGCCCAGAAAGAAGCGCUCCAAGGUGCUUGGGUUAAAAACCAUGAUGUGUUCUGGGUUUAUGCUAUAG